This is a messenger RNA of Hibiscus syriacus, 1372 nucleotides long. Its product is annotated as ubiquitin receptor RAD23b-like. The transcript is spliced from 12 exons. Gene Ontology annotation, cellular component: cytosol; nucleoplasm. Bases 104 to 1204 code for a protein of 366 amino acids. NCBI's taxonomy places the organism in Eukaryota, Viridiplantae, Streptophyta, Magnoliopsida, Malvales, Malvaceae. Gene Ontology annotation, biological process: proteasome-mediated ubiquitin-dependent protein catabolic process; nucleotide-excision repair. The record is from RefSeq and is a predicted model, not a curated record. Gene Ontology annotation, molecular function: polyubiquitin modification-dependent protein binding; ubiquitin binding; damaged DNA binding.
AUCUGUAUACAACCCCAUUUCUAGGGUUCUCUUCCGUCUUUCUUCGUGUUUCAAAUCCCCAAUCUGAAAUCACCUUUCUGCAAAUUUCUCUCAAUUAGCCGAAAUGAAACUCACAGUCAAGACCCUUAAAGGCAGUCACUUUGAAAUUAGAGUUCAGCCCAACGAUACUGUUAUGGAUGUGAAGAAAAGCAUUGAAGAUAUACAAGGGAAAGACAGUUAUCCAUGUGGGCAACAGCUGUUGAUUCAUAAUGGGAAGGUGUUGAAGGAUGAAACUACCUUAGCUGAUAAUAAAGUCUCCGAAGAUGGCUUUCUGGUUGUCAUGCUUAGCAAGAGCAAGUCUUUGGGUUCAACCGGUGCUUCUUCUGCUCAGCCUGCUUCAUCAACUCCCGCUACAACUGCACCUGCACCUGCUUCUAAUUCUACACCAGCUGCAGUAGCUCCUGCACAAGCACCGGUGGCAUCAAAGAACACCACAUCUACUUCAGAUACUGUUACAGUCAAUCAACAGUCGGAUACCUAUAGUCAAGCUGCUUCAAAUUUAGUUGCUGGAAAUAAUCUUGAACAGACUAUCCAACAAUUGAUGGAUAUGGGUGGUGGCAACUGGGACAAGGAAACAGUUACACUAGCACUUCGAGCUGCUUAUAACAACCCAGAGCGAGCAGUGGAUUAUCUGUAUUCUGGAAUUCCUCAAUCAGCAGAAGUUGCAGUGCCAGUGGCUGGUGCAGCCCCUACUUCUCCUGUUUCAGGGGCUCCUAAUUCAGCUCCAUUAAAUAUGUUUCCUCAGGAAAGACUUUCUGGUGCUGCUGCUGCUGGAGAUGGGUCCCUGGAUUUCCUCCGAAACAACCAACAGUUCCAAGCUUUGCGAUCAAUGGUGCAAUCAAACCCACAAAUUCUACAGCCCAUGCUACAAGAGCUUGGAAAGCAGAACCCACAGCUUUUAAUACUAAUUCAAGAGCAUCAGGCAGAAUUUCUUCAGCUAAUAAAUGAGCCUCUGGAAGGUUCUGAAGGGGAUAUAUUUGAUCAGGCUGACCAAGAAAUGCCUCAUGCUAUCAAUGUUACCCCAGCAGAACAGGAGGCCAUUGAACGACUUGAAGCAAUGGGAUUUGAUAGAGCCCUUGUCAUUGAAGCCUUUUUAGCCUGUGAUCGAAAUGAGGAGUUGGCGGCAAACUAUUUACUGGAAAACGCUGGAGAUUUUGAGGACUGAAGGAGGAAUCUUAUCUCCUUUGAUUCAUAGUUUUGGUCGAAUUAGAUGGAUAUGUGGUAUCAUUUGGCAUGUUUGCAUGAGCACUGUUGGGGUUUAAGCAAGGAAAACUAAGAUGAGUGUUCAAUCAAAAAGUGUUUCUGAUGAAUAGAGGUUUAUUUAAAUUUCAUU